AUGUCUCUGCAAACACCAAGUGACCUGCCCGUGCAGGUCAUCGUGCCCAACGACACCAACCCAUCGGGGCCCCCGCUACUCUCUGCCGAACGUCGCGUCACACCGUCGUGGACCGUCGCGCAAUUCAAGGCCAAGCUCGAGCCCAUCACAGGAAUCCCGGCGUCCAGCCAAUCUCUGCGUACUCGGUCCUUGCUCGACGAUACGUGGAUUCAAAUCGACAAUGACGCCGACCUGCUCUCCACUCCACGCUACGGGCUGAAGAGGGGUUCGGAGAUCCAAGUGAUCGACCUGCGUCCCCGGCACGAGCGGCAGAACCUGAACUUCCUCGCGGCCGAUCUGAGCUCGGUCGAGAAGUACCAGAUGCCCGAGGACCGGUACGAGAAACUCGAGGACUCGGUGCUCGCGUGGAAACGGCGGCAGAAGCUCGGGCGCUUCGACCCGCACGCCAAGUCGCAGGACCAGGUCGUGCAGGAGCGGCGGAAGAAGGACGAGGCCGAGAUGGCGGCCCGGGGGAUCCGGACGGGCCUGCGGUGUCGCGUGGCCAAGGACGACGGCAAGAGAGGCGUCGUCAGGUUCACGGGGGAGGUCCCGGGUCUGGGUGGCCAGAGGGAGGAAGGGUGUCUCUGGGUCGGCGUCGAGCUGGACGAGCCCGUGGGCAGAAAUGACGGGAGUGUGCCCACAAGGAGGGUGUUUGAAUGCCGACCAAAGUACGGCGUGUUGGCGAGGCCGGAGAAGGUCGAAGUGGGCGACUUUCCGCCUCUGGAUGAUUUGAUGGACGAGGAUAUGGAAGAGAUUUGA
This is a messenger RNA of Cladophialophora carrionii CBS 160.54, 798 nucleotides long. RefSeq lists its product as uncharacterized. The transcript has 2 exons. NCBI's taxonomy places the organism in Eukaryota, Fungi, Ascomycota, Eurotiomycetes, Chaetothyriales, Herpotrichiellaceae. The record is from RefSeq and is a predicted model, not a curated record. Gene Ontology annotation, molecular function: microtubule plus-end binding. Bases 1 to 798 code for a protein of 265 amino acids. Gene Ontology annotation, biological process: cytoplasmic microtubule organization. Gene Ontology annotation, cellular component: cytoplasm; microtubule plus-end; nucleus.